CACUCUUUUGCAUGCGCCCGCCGUCACCUGGACGCUCUCUAACAUUGAACACUACCAGUCACCCCAAAUACGGCCACGUAACUCUCAACUGCGCGUCCCCUAUCCGCGUCGCGCCAGACUCACCAACACCUUCAUCUGUGUCGCCGAUCGAAUCAACCACACAAAAUGCCAGAAUACACAAAAAUGAAGAAUGCCGAGCUCGAGGCACUGCUCAAGAGCCGCGGUCUGCCUGCGACCGGAAAGAAGGCCGACAUGGUCGAUCGCCUCACCAAGGACGACGAGAAGACGACCGCGCCCGCUACCAACGCCGAAGACGAGAUUGACUGGGACGACGAUGGCGAAGAGACUGCCGCUCCCGCUGCAAAGGCCGAUGUCCCCGUAACAUCAAACGCGGAGACGGUCGAGAAGGCUGGAGGUGAAGGAGAAGCGUCCAACCCACAAGCUGUCCCCAACCAGGUCGCCGACAUCGAUCCUGCACAAACCGAUGACUUGACCGUACAGCCGCCUGCAGAGGGUGAGGAGGCAAAGGCAGAGGAGGUCAAGGAACCCGCGCCCGACUUCACCAAGGGUCUGGCUGCCACAAACCUCGACGAGGAGAUUGAGAGGCGCAGGAAGCGCGCAGAGAAGUUUGGUCUGAAGGUCGAGGACGACGAGGGUCUGAAGAAGCUGGAGCGCGCGAAGAAGUUUGGUGAGAGCGCUGCCCCGAGGGGUCUCGACGAGGCUCUCCCUGAGCGCGGACCGCGCAAGCGCGAGCGCGAGGGCGGUGAUGAUGGCGGCGACAACAAGCGUCGCGGGGGUCGACAAGGCGGACGAGGAGGGCGUGGAGGCCGAGACCGACGCGACAACCGCGAACCCCGGGACAACCGCGAACCCAGGGACAGCCGCGACAACAACAGGGCCAGGGGCGGCGACAGAGAGCCUCGCAAAGAGCAGGGCAGGUCAAACGGCGGCGGCAACUGGAAUCUGAAUGACAAGGACCGCGCAGCUGCUGAGGCACGAAAGGCAAAAUGGGCCAACUCUGCCGCGUCUUGA
Messenger RNA from Parastagonospora nodorum SN15, 1032 nucleotides. RefSeq lists its product as hypothetical. Bases 166 to 1032 code for a protein of 288 amino acids. Gene Ontology annotation, biological process: poly(A)+ mRNA export from nucleus. The record is from RefSeq and is a predicted model, not a curated record. The transcript has a single exon. NCBI's taxonomy places the organism in Eukaryota, Fungi, Ascomycota, Dothideomycetes, Pleosporales, Phaeosphaeriaceae. Gene Ontology annotation, cellular component: nucleus.